This is a messenger RNA of Cadophora gregata, 210 nucleotides long. RefSeq lists its product as uncharacterized. The transcript has 5 exons. The record is from RefSeq and is a predicted model, not a curated record. The coding region runs from base 1 to 210 and encodes 69 amino acids. NCBI's taxonomy places the organism in Eukaryota, Fungi, Ascomycota, Leotiomycetes, Helotiales, Ploettnerulaceae.
AUGUUGCCACUAUCGCCAAGGAGAAGGACAUAUCCCAAUAACAUCGCCCAGUUCGAAAGACUCGCAAGCCAGAAGUCUCUGGACCUACCUAAAGGCGUUGAAUCCAGCACACUCAUAGGAGACGUUUCAAGACAGUAUCAAGGAGAUGGAAUGCAUCAGUUCCAUACGUACUCCCUCCCCAUGAACUCCACACCCCGACCCGAGACAUGA